Messenger RNA from Brassica oleracea var. oleracea, 523 nucleotides. RefSeq names its product FAM206 family protein CG9288-like. Lineage: Eukaryota; Viridiplantae; Streptophyta; Magnoliopsida; Brassicales; Brassicaceae. Gene Ontology annotation, cellular component: nucleus. The record is from RefSeq and is a predicted model, not a curated record.
ACAGAGGCAAAAGCAGCAAGAGGAAGAUGCCAAAGAAGCUCUGGAAAAUGGAGAAGAAGACGAAGAGGAAUUGCGAAGUCUGCUGCUUUGAAGGAAGAAGGUGGGAUCAUCAAAAUUGAUUUCAACGUCGGUAAGUCUGAUCGCAGCGUCUUGAGAGUCUCCGGCAAGCGCGUAAAAAGAAUGCUUGCUAUGCGCUCUGAAUCGAAUACAGCAUUGUGCAAAGUUUCCACUGCAAUCGAUUCUUAUAUCGUGAGGUGUUGUGUAAAAGGUUCUCUCUUGGAGGUGAACGAGAGGUUAAUCAAGCAGCCUCAACUUCUUAAUUCAUCGGCUGAUCGAGAAGGAUAUAUUGCGAUAAUCAUGCCAAGGCCUGCAGACUGGACCAAAAACAAGGAAUCACUGAUCACCUUGGAGGAGGAGUAUCAAGAAAAGAAACAAGUGUCUCUGUGAUACAGUUUUGAGAAACCACGGUUGACUUUCUUUGGGAACCGUGUUUGAUCUGAAGCUGAUGAUGAUUUGGCUUUAA